Messenger RNA from Meloidogyne enterolobii, 486 nucleotides. The record is from the annotation of a GenBank genome assembly. NCBI's taxonomy places the organism in Eukaryota, Metazoa, Nematoda, Chromadorea, Rhabditida, Meloidogynidae.
AUGUGUUUUCAAUGUCAUAUGCCAAUUCAAUGCAAAUCAGGAUUUUGUUUUGGUGAUUAUUGUGUUAAAAGUAUUGUUGCAAAUAAAUAUGUUAGUAAAGGAUGUGAAAAUAAAACAAAAAAUGGAGGAAAUUAUUUUGAAGGAAGGGGAAAUGAAGGGAGGGGGGAUAUUCUAGUACAACAACAAAAUUUUGGGGAGUCUUUUUAUGUUUCUGUCAGAUCAUUAGAAGAAGAAAAAGAGAAUCAAUUAAUUAAAUCCUCUACUAAAUAUCCAAAUAAAUCUAAUAGCAAUAAAAUGACUUCAUUGGGAGUUGCUGUGCCUAAUGGAUGUAUUAAAAUGAAUGUAUUUGGACAGCCAAAUAUAAUUUGUUAUUGUAAUGAUGCUGAUUACUGUAAUGGAGGAGGGGGAGGAGGAGGAAGAGAUUUGAAAAAACAAACUAAAAUUUUUAUUCUAAUAAUUAUUUUUAUUUUUUUAAUAAAUAUUUAA